UUUCUCGCUGAUCAUUCUCUCACGCGCAUACUUUCUAUUCCUGUUCUCAAUCCCUUCAUCUCCUUCAUGCAUGUUCAUAAGCCUAACCACGUGAGAAUCAAUUCGUCAUAAUGAAUUAUACUGCACUCAUUGAAAACACAAUAUGCUAUCCCUUGGAUAGCCGCCAGUACAAAGGAAUGUUCUAUGGCGACAGUCCUUUCUCCUUCGAUACCCCCCGCUUGCUCUUUCAGCUUUCACUUUGUGCUCUUCUCACCGCUAUCAUUCAGGUCUUGUUGACGCCCCUCGGCCAGAGUGUUUUCAUUUCACAAGUGCUGGCAGGUGUAAUAUUGGGGUCAUCUUUUCUGGGAAGCAACGAAGCAUUCAGUAAAAUGGUGUUCCCAACUUCAAGCUUUUAUGUUGUUGAUACAUUCGCAUACUUUGGUGUAAUGUUGUUUCUGUUUAUCAUUGGUGUGAAAACCGACAUGAGUCUUGUAAGAAAAUCAGGAAAGAAAGCAGUGGCAAUAGGCAUUUGUUCAUUCUCAAUACCCCUCAUACUCAAUAUCAUGCUCGGUCAGUUCCUAAUAUUUUCUACCCCCAUGGAACCAAUGCUUCACAGGUCGAUAGUAUGGAUCGCGCCGUUUCAAGCAUUGAGUUCAUUUCAUGUCAUCGUUUGUCUUCUAGCUGACCUAAACCUUAGGAACUCAGAAUUGGGCAGGCUAGCCAUAUCUUCAUCCUUGAUUAGUGGCCUUUGCAGUUGCAUUUGGACAUUCAUACUCUUCAUAGGAAAGCUAGGUGUAAGUACAAAAAACCAGCAGCAUUACUCUCUAAUGGCGUUAUCCGCUACCAGUGUCAUGGUGCUCUUCUCUUUGUUUGUCUUUCGUCCCUUAAUUCUUUGGAUGACUCGACGUACAAGUAAUGCAAAAUCACUAAAGGAGAGCUAUGUCUGUACCAUCUUUAUCAUAGUACUGGGGUCUGCAAUAUUUGGCGAGUUAUUUGGGAUACAUUUUCUAUUUGGGCCGAUGAUUUUAGGGAUCGUAAUACCCGACGGACCUCCUUUAGGCUCGGCCUUAGUCAAUAAGCUCGAGUGUUUCAUCUCCUCUAUUAUCUUGCCGAUUUAUUUUGUUGUUAGUGGUGCGAAAUUGGAUUUGUCAGCCAUAUCGCUCAGGAACUUUGCCAUUAUUCAGUUACUAGCAUUUUUUGCAUUAUUAUGGAAAAUAGUUGCGGUUAUGUUGCCUUCAGUGUACUGCAAAAUGACUCUCAUUGAUGCCCUCUACCUUGGACUCAUAAUGGGCAACCAAGGCAUCAUCGAGGUGUUACUUCUGGGAAAAGCACAAACGCUUCAGCUCAUUGACAAACAAUCAUACAGUAUCAUGGUUCUAUCAAUAGUUCUGUUCACAGGAAUACUUGCUCCGAUAGUGAAAUUUUCUUACAAGCCACUGGAAAGAUAUACGGGCAGUAAAGGGAUGACAAUCCAGUAUGCCAAUCCUUUCGUUGAGCUCCGGUUACUUGCAUGCAUGCACUAUGAGGAGCAUACUCCUUCUGUGAUCAAUCUUUUUGAGGCCUCCUAUCCGAAUCCUAAAAGCCCGAUUUGCUUUUAUGUCAUCCGUUUUCUUGAGCUAGCAGGUAGAAGUGCUCCAGUUCUUAUGGCUCAUCACCCUGGUAUGAGGAAUCCAUUCAUGUCACAUGAAUCUGAGCCCAUAAUUAAUGCUCUCAAAUUGUUUGAGAGUGAAAAGAAAGGUCAUGCCACAGUCUACCCUUUCACAGCCAUAUCGCCUUACGCAGAGAUGCAUGACAGUGUCUGCUCUUUAGCAGCAGAGAAGAAGGUGUCUUUAGUGAUUGUGCUCUUUCAUAGACACCCACACAUCCAUGUUAGCAAAGGGGAGUCCACUGCUAUAAGGGUUGUGAACCACAACAUAAUCAAAAAAUCACCAUGCUCAGUUGGGAUUUUAGUAGAUUGUGGGGCAAUGAAUUACAGCGUUCCCAUCUUGUCACGGGCAUGUGUAUAUCGCAUUGGAAUGUUUUUCUUAGGCGGGUCGGAUGAUCGAGAAGCAUUAGCCUAUGCGCGUCGCAUGGGCCAACAUCCCAACGUACAUCUCACUCUUGUCCACUUUGUGGAUGCUGAUAUCAACGCUGCCUAUUCAAGUGACAUGGAGCAAGACCUACAUAUAGUAAACGAGUACAGAGAUAUUGACAUGAUGAACCAACGAUGUCUAUAUCGGGAAGAGUUGGUGAAAGAUAGCUUCGGAGUUGUUAGUGUCAUCAGAAGGAUGACAAGCUGUUUUGACUUAAUACUGGUCGGAAGACAACACAACAAUGAUUCGCCAUUGUUGGCCGGGAUUAGUGAUUUUAACGAGUUUCCGGAGUUAGGGUGUUUAGGAGAUAUGAUUGUAUCAUCCGAUCCAACUAGAAAAGUAUCUGUAUUAGUUGUACAACAAGCAUUAUCCAGUGAAAGCAAAAUGGGAGAUCCUGAAUUUAUUAGAGAAAGCUCAUAUGUUCUGCCAAACAUGCAAUAUACUGACGGUAAUGUUAAAGUAGUGACCGGCAUGCCAAUUAGAGUGUAGGAUGCUAGUUAGGUUGCCCGAUGUCAUAUCAUGUUGUAAAAUAUUUUUAUUCAUUUCACAUCAAUAUAUUUUAGUAUUUCUCGUU
Messenger RNA from Sesamum indicum (sesame), 2625 nucleotides. RefSeq names its product cation/H(+) antiporter 15. NCBI's taxonomy places the organism in Eukaryota, Viridiplantae, Streptophyta, Magnoliopsida, Lamiales, Pedaliaceae. Gene Ontology annotation, cellular component: endomembrane system; membrane. The record is from RefSeq and is a predicted model, not a curated record. Gene Ontology annotation, molecular function: antiporter activity. Gene Ontology annotation, biological process: regulation of pH; proton transmembrane transport.